Molecule: messenger RNA, 2023 nt
Organism: Trematomus bernacchii (emerald rockcod)
Lineage: Eukaryota; Metazoa; Chordata; Actinopteri; Perciformes; Nototheniidae
Exons: 3
Coding region: 244-885 (213 amino acids)
Biological process (GO): positive regulation of activated T cell proliferation; positive regulation of cytotoxic T cell differentiation
Cellular component (GO): plasma membrane
Molecular function (GO): tumor necrosis factor receptor superfamily binding
Source: RefSeq, a predicted model, not a curated record
CCAUGACUUCCGCGUUUUUCCUCUGUGUAUGAAACUGCACAUGAGUUUAUGAGUCCAGUAUAAAAAGCAUGCUCACAGCUAUCACAUCAAGACGCCGAGUGAACUCUGGAUAUCAAGAGGACUAUCUUUUUGGCAGUAAACCAUCGAGCCCCUGGACCCUUUUAUUCUCUAAGUUAACCGGACGCUGUGGACCCUGAAGCUCAAGCAUCCUACAACAGACUAAAGAGACACCAAGAUAAAGCAAUGGACGUUGAGUCUCUUCAGAAGAGCGGCCGCCGCCGUGGAAGCUGCCUGGACGUUUUCCUCGUCGUGUCCACCAUUUUUCUACUUGUGGCGGUGGUAGCUCUGGCCGCCGGCGGAGUGAUGGUGGUGAUGGAGCUGCGGUCCGAGCUGGAGACCCAGCGUCCUUCAUCUGAUCCCAGGACGUCAAGGCUGACACGAGACACACCUGGCUCAGCAUACAAGAUGCAGAACUUUGCCUAUCUGGAAGCCAAGACAAGCAAGCUGCAGAACUCCACCAUGGAAUUGUCUCAAAUCAAAUAUGGUGCUGGGCUGUCCGUGGGAAGCAACUUCCAGUUUGAGGAAGAUACGCAUUCGUUGAAGGCCAAACAGGUGGGGAACUACUUCAUAUACAUCAAUCUCAACCUCACCUGCACCUACCGAUGUAGCGCGGGACUCCUCAGUGUGAGGUUGGGCGAUAAACUCACCUGCGAGGUGGAGCUUCCGGAUCUGGCGGAUACAACGUCUGUAAGCAGGAAGUGCUGGACAGUGAGCCGAUUGGACGGGCAGAAACUGUUCACUCAGAUGACCGUACCAAAGGAGGGACUGGAGUACUGGAAGCUGGAGCUGAACACCUCAGGACUUGGGAUGUUCCUCGUGGACUAAUGUAGACGCUGAUCUGCCUGCACGUGUGUGACCUUUGGGUCAUAACUGUGUUUUCUAAGUGUCCAACUAAAUGAAAAUGGGCCUGCUCCGGUGCUCAUUUUAAAGCUUUAUCCAGAUUUAUUGCAAACUAAGGCCAUGAAGCUAAGCAGGAUUUUAAGGAGAAGUUGCAUUUUUUUAUGCAAACUGCAUCUGGAAAACACAAUUGCCUCAUUUUGUAUAAAUAUGUAUAUGAUAUAUUUAUUUGAUGAUGAAACUAUUUAUGUAUCUAUAUUUAUACUUUUUGUUUUAAUAGAAAUGUAUUAUGAAGUAGAUAUCACUACAUUAGUGUCAAUGUACAAUACACUGCUCGUUUAAUAAGCCUAUAUUGGGUUAUAUUACUUCUGUUUUGCUCUGUUUUUUUCAUAUAUAAAUGACUCAGCGCAUAAAGUUGAGUGUUAUAAUAAAAUAUAAGAUGAUAAUUCUGCUCGGAAACCCCAACAAGCUCCUCAGGGAUCUCAUUUAGAUCUAGUGAGGUUAAGUGGAGGUCCUAUGAGAAGUGUCUCUGUGAUGAAAUCAUGACCACAUUACUAAAGUAUCUUUAAUAUGUGUACUCAUGAAUAAGAAAAUGUUUUGUUUUUGAAAGACAUGUAAGUCCUAUGGACAAUUUGCACAUUGUUGAAUUUAUUUCAAUGUAUCCAUAUUAAACUUGGAUAUUUUGUCCUGAAAUAAAAAGCAGUGUGAAAGUGAUUGCGUCAACGUUUCAAGCAGAAUAAAUGAAACGUUCCUGUGUAAGGGAAAGUUCCCUACUGUUACGCAGCCUAUGCCGGGAACUGGAACAUCACUAUGUACAUCACUAUGUACAUCACUUCCUGUUUAUUUACCAAACAGUGUGGUUUGAAAAAAACCUCUACUGUAUAUAGGGCAGUCAACAAACCUAAAUUACACCUCCUGUCUGAUAUUGACACAGGAUGUAACAAAUAUUCCCCGCUAUUAUGAUGUAUAAGUCACGCUCACACAAGAAGCAAAGGGCAUGCUCCAAUUAUUGCGUCUAAAAUAAAAUAUUACUUCUCAAUAGCUACUACUUGUGAACUUUGUGCUUUUUCUCCUCCAUUCAUUUCUUUAUGGCAUCUCACUCAUAAAAGUGAUUCCCAAACUGAGG